GGAAGUUGGGAGGGGGAAAUGCCACCUCCCUUGUGAGUGACUUGCCAUAACUUGUAAGACAGCAAGAAGGGAACGUCACUGAAGCGGGGUGCCAUCCUUUGACUUUUAACGGAAGAGAGGAUUUUUUUCUCCAGCAAUUUCUGGAAAUAAGUGCACAACCUUUGGAGACUCAAGGGCACUAUCCAUCCUCAACAGUGUGUGUUGGAAUCAUCACUCUUGAAUCCUUUAAGUGGAACCUUUGAAUCACCUUCUGCUUCUGCCCGGUGUGCACCUCCUGACCUACUCUGUUGCCUUGUUCAACCCCCUUUUGCAUGCUAAGAGUUGCACAAGACCUCUUGGCUCCGAAUCACUGGUUUUGGUUUUCCAACCUGAGCCUCUGCGGUCAUGGAUUCCAUACUGAGGUGGAAGACACUCACCAGGUUUUCCUGGCUCAUGGUGGUGCUGGCUGCUCUUUUCCACUUCUCUUCAGGCAUUAGCGAGGUGACCAAGGCAGUUCAAGGCAUGGCAGCACUGUCCUGUAAUUACAACAUCUCUGUUGACGAGCUGUCAAGAGUUCGCAUUUACUGGCAAAAAGAAAACAACAUGGUGCUGAGUAUCAUAUCUGGGAAUGUGCAAGUGUGGUCCCAGUACCAGAACCGAACCUUCCCUGACAUCACUAAUAACCUCUCCUUGGUGAUCCUGGCCCUGCGCCUGUCAGACAGGGGCACAUAUACCUGUGUGGUUCAGAAGACUGUAAAAGGGUCUUUCAAAGUGCAACACUUGACUUCAGUGAUGCUGUCUAUCAAAGCUGACUUCCCUACCCCCAGCAUAACAGACUUUGAACAUCCAUCUCCUGACCUUAGAAGGAUACUAUGCUCAACCUCUGGAGGAUUUCCUAAGCCUUCUCUCUCCUGGUUGGAAAAUGGAGAAGAGCUAAAAGCCGUCAACACUACUGUUUACCAAGAUCCUGAAACUGAGCUGUACACUGUUCACAGCAACCUGGAUUUCAAUGUGACAAGCAACCACAGCUUCAUGUGUCUCAUCAAGUAUGGAGACUUAUCAGUGUCACAGAUCUUCAACUGGGAGAAACUCAAGGAAGAUCCUCCUGGCAAUCAGAUCGGGGUCCCGAUCUUAAUAGGUGUGAGCGUUGUGAUCGUUAUUGGGAUCAUUGCAUUGUGCUUCUAUUGCAUUUACAAUCUCAGUCAAGGCUUACAUUAAAAUGUAAUGGAAGAAACCUGCAGGCUCAGGAAGAGAUCCAAGAGAAAAAGAAAAGAAAAAGCAUCUUUUACCUGAACUCCUACUAAUUUAAACCAAAAAGUAAAUUUUAUGAUGCUUUACUAAAAUAAUUAACAGGCUUGUCAUUUUUUUCUAGUACUCUUGUUUUUUUCUUAAAUUCUAUAUUUUUUGAGCUCAUGAUUUUAAUGUCUUUAUGAU
Molecule: messenger RNA, 1413 nt
Organism: Sciurus carolinensis (gray squirrel)
Lineage: Eukaryota; Metazoa; Chordata; Mammalia; Rodentia; Sciuridae
Gene: Cd80
Product: CD80 molecule
Exons: 6
Coding region: 385-1197 (270 amino acids)
Biological process (GO): cellular response to lipopolysaccharide; T cell costimulation; immune response
Cellular component (GO): external side of plasma membrane
Molecular function (GO): coreceptor activity
Source: RefSeq, a predicted model, not a curated record